Messenger RNA from Colletotrichum spaethianum, 831 nucleotides. RefSeq lists its product as uncharacterized. Lineage: Eukaryota; Fungi; Ascomycota; Sordariomycetes; Glomerellales; Glomerellaceae. The transcript has a single exon. Bases 1 to 831 code for a protein of 276 amino acids. The record is from RefSeq and is a predicted model, not a curated record.
AUGCGGGAGCUUCCCCCCUUGCAACUGGACGGCAUCGAGGCUGAGAUGGCGCCCGACAACGCGCAGGCUGAUGCUUCAAAGCAGUCGGACGAAGAGCCGAGUCAGUCCACGUUGCAGCCGCGCUCCAAGAGACAGAAGCAACGCCGCCGAAUCAGAUACCGCUUCCUCACUCCAUCGGAAUGGGCCAUCGUCGCUCAUGGUAUUGGCGGCGUCAACGAUACCGAAGGCCACAUUGCACUCCAUCCAACUUGCUGGUACUACCCACCCAAGGGCAUUCCCAACGGUCUUUACCGAGACGUCGUAUGGCACCGAACCAAGUACUUCUACAUGUACCAUGGCAUGAGCUCUAUUCGAUGGGUCUCGUACAUUCUGCAGAUCAUUUUUGGGGCCAUCCUCACCGCAAUCGGCUCCAUGUCGUACAAUAACGGCACUCCCAUCACCAUCAUUGCGGCUGCAAACACUAUAAAUGCUGGCAUUCUCGCACUCUUGCACAACAGCGGUUUGCCCGACCGCUACCGCUCCGACCAGGCGGAGUUCGACGAAGUUGAAGACCACCUCAAGAAGAUCCUCGACACCGGAAUCGUUCCUGAGGAUAUGUCUGUCGAUCAAGCUCUUAUCCAUUGUUUUGAUCUGUACCAGGAGGCCAAAAAGACCGUCUCUGCAAAUAUCCCAGCAACUUACACGCCUAGUUCAGUUCUGUCAGGUGGCCAGCAAGGCGGCGAGCCGCAGAAGCCGGGCACACCCGGACCAGCGACACCCAAUGCAACCAACUCGGUCAUCGCUACCAGGCUUUCAGUGGCUGCUCCCCAGACUGCUACCGAAGAGAAGUAG